AAAAAAAAAAAGAAGAGAAACAGUGCAUAAUAAAUCAUUCAAUUUUCUUAUGAAAUAGAAGACAACUGUAAUUACAAAGAACUGCGUAGAGGUAGUAAUAAUAAGUGAAAUCAUUCUGCAUUGCAAGGACAAAAGCGAGAGUAGCAGUUGUUGCUACAGACUUUAGGCGUUCGGACAUUAAGUUUGUUUCGAAGUAUGAGUGGCAAGGUGCGAUUGAAACCUAAUGGAGUGUUAGAUGAGGAUCCAAUGACACUUCAGGACAUUGCUUAUAAAUAUAUUUGCAAUAAUUUGGAUGUAAUUAGCUACGAAGAUGAGUCACUUGACAGAUCGAGAAUACUACGCGAUGGUAUUGUGUUGCCAAAUGAUAUAUGUGAUCGUUUGCUAGAAGCUUAUCAGCAGUUUUAUCGUCAUCUAGAUGAUCGUUUUGUAACCUUAUUUCGUGAUAAGCAUCGAACUUCCUUGAAAGUUGUUCACUUACGAAAUAGUACAUUAACAAAUUCUGGACUCGCAAUACUUAUGCGUCACGAAUUGUAUUCACUGUCGAUAUGGUAUUGUGAUCGAAUUACUGAAUGGUCGCAAGAAUUGCUUGCGCAUCACGGUGAAAGUUUACGUUCAUUGGAACUUGGUAUCGGAUCCCAUAUGCUACAGAACCGCGAUCCAAACGACAAAGAACCGGUUGAUUUUCAACUAAAUUGCCCCAAUUUGAGAAGACUUGUUCUGAACGGAGUUCCCUUACAUCAUAAAUUGCAAUUUGCUCACUUAGACGAUUUGAUCCAUUUAGAUUUAACGUCAUGUGUUUUGGGUAAUUUUAGUUUGAGCGCAUUAACUUCUUUACCAAAAUUGCACACUUUAAUAUUGUUCAAUGUUUGGCCUAUUGAGAAUGGACUUCAUGCUAUUUGCGCAUUGAAACAGCUUCGCACUUUAGAUAUAUCGAUAUCAAGUUCAGGUAAUGGCCAUGGAACCUAUGAUUUCCCUGAUGAGACACUUGAAAUGUUAAUGGAUAAUUUGCGCGAGCUAACACACCUAGAUAUAUCGGGUACAAACUUAGCCGGAAAUGGAGUGGCUACAAAGGGUUCAUGUUACAAGAACACAGAUAUCCCCGGUUUGGUGUCGCGUACUCAAAGACCGUUGCAGUUUUUAGGUUUAUAUCAUACAGCCCACUGGGCUUGUAAACGUCACGAUAUACCAGCUAUUGAGAUUGCUGGGGAUGCAAACGAACAACAGAUUUUAACCGCCGCACGGUACUAUUAUGAUAGGCCUGUGCUUUUAACGAGGGUUUUAAAUGACUUGUAUCAUCUUUUCCGCUUCGAAAAUUGUAAAGAUAUUCAUACAGCACUUGAUGUUGUUCUGACAGCCAUGGAUAGACACUUGAAAUUUAAGCAUAUGCAAAUUUCUGGCAGCGCAACACUAUUUUAUAUAGUGAAGGGCCGUGAUAGAGCAAAAUUUGGAACGCCAUUACGAAAUCACAUAAUACGUACGUUACUUAAUGGCAUGGAAGUGCACAUUACGGACGAUACAAUGCUACGAAAUGGUUACCUAACACUAACUCAAUUUCAGAUGCCCACCGAUGUGUUAUUCGAAUAUGAGCGUUUAAUAUCGGUCUUGUUGCAUGGAGUUUCCAAAACUGAACAAGAAGGAUUUGUCCAACGAAUAGCCAUUUAUUUGCUAAACACUUUGGCUUGUCAAGUGGAUGGUAAACAGAAAUUGUUUUUGGGUGAAUUAGGUGUGGUUAGUACUAUGCUAAGUUUAAUUAAAGAUCGCUUAACACGCUCUGUAUUUGACGAUGUUAUGGAGGUAGCCUGGUCUACAAUGUGGAACGUAACUGAUGAGACUGCAAUUAAUUGUAAGAGAUUUUUAGACGGUCGUGGUAUGGAAUAUUUCCUACGGUGUUUAAAUACGUUUAGGGAACGAGACGAAUUGCUAAGAAAUAUGAUGGGUUUGCUUGGUAACGUAGCCGAAGUUAAAUGGCUGAGGCCGAAAUUAAUGACACAGAAAUUCAUUGAAGUUUUUGCCGAGCUAUUAUCUUCAGAAAGCGAUGGUAUUGAGGUUAGUUAUAAUGCUGCUGGUGUUUUGGCUCACAUUGCUUCCGAUGGACCUGUAGCUUGGACUAUAAGGGAACCGUCACGUGAAAAAGUUUUAGCCAGUAUGGUUGAGGCUAUCAGACGCUGGGACAUUAAAAGUGAACGCAAUAUUAAUUAUCGCAGUUUUGAGCCUAUUCUAGGCUUAGUGCGCUGCUACGAAACACCACAGUGCCAACAUUGGGCUGUUUGGGCUUUAGCUAAUCUCACACAAGUCUAUCCUGACAAGUACUGUUUACUUGUUGAACAAGAGAAUGGUAUACAAAUUCUUAAAGAACUAAUAACGCAUCCAAGCCCUUAUGAAGAAAUCAAAGAGAUCGCAAGAAUGGUUAUCGCUCGAUGCUCAUCUUGGCCAUGACCUAUGCUCGAAGGUUAAAUUGCUGCUGGCUUAGAUACGCGCGCGCGAUGAACACAUAAAUAGUCGAUUCCCUUGUGUGGAUUUCUUUUCUCAUUUUUAGUUUUUUUUUUUUUUUUUAUUUUAAAAAAUGUUCCAAGCAUUCUGUUUCUGCUUCUGCUACUGUUCAAAAACUUUGUUUAAUAUUGUAAUAGAGCGGUUUUUAAACUAGAUUCAAUGAAAUCAAUAACGGUAUCAACCAAAACAGUUAUAAGCGAUGAAAUAGAUUAAAAAAAAAAAAAAAAAAAAAAAAAAAA
Glossina fuscipes is the source of this 2729-nucleotide messenger RNA. RefSeq names its product protein zer-1 homolog. Gene Ontology annotation, molecular function: protein binding. Lineage: Eukaryota; Metazoa; Arthropoda; Insecta; Diptera; Glossinidae. The transcript has 11 exons. Bases 196 to 2436 code for a protein of 746 amino acids. The record is from RefSeq and is a predicted model, not a curated record. Gene Ontology annotation, cellular component: Cul2-RING ubiquitin ligase complex.